UUGAAAUUGGGGUUAGAAUGUAAGACACAAUAUUCAGCAUUUAAAUUGCUGACUCACCCUCUCAUCAUGAGGGACAAAAGUGGAAAAAUUCAAACGUUCGAUAAUAUUUGUGCUUUGGCUCGCUAUACCACUUUCUUCCAUUUUGACACCACACAAAAUUUCCAUCUUAUCAUCCUUUUCUAAUGGCCCCAACAAAGUCCAAGGUAGCCAUCAUUGGCUCAGGCCUCGCAGGCUUAACUCUUGCUCUUGCUUUGCACCAGCAGAACAUCCCAGUCACUGUGUAUGAAUCUCGACCUGCACCGUUGAAUAUCGGGGGUGCUGUCAUGCUUUCUCCCAAUGCGCUCCGGGUUCUUGAUAAUCUAGGUAUUUACGAUAUUUUCAAGACCAAGGGUUACAACUUCACGCAUUUGGAGUAUAGAGACUUGGAAGGCAACUUGACAGAAACGUAUCCAUUUGGAGGAAAGGAAAAGUACGGGUAUGACGGAUUGCGGAUCUACCGUUAUGUUCUCAUCGAGGAAUUAGUAGCAGCGUUGAAAGAGAAGAGCAUCCCCGUACAUUACGGAAAGAAAUUCACACAUGUAGUGAAAGAUACAGUGGAAGAAGGAGUGGUCUUCGCCUUUGCUGAUGGUACCACUGAAUCCGCCACCCUCCUCGUUGGUGCUGACGGUAUUCAUUCAACCGUGCGGCGAUACCUGUAUCCCGACUUGGAGACAAAGUUCAUUGGCAUGGCAGGCAUCACAGCUGCAGUACCAACUUCCCAGCUGAAGCUGCCCCCUGGCUACUAUUUACCGGUCACUAUCACGUCCCCAAAGGGGGCAUUUGUUAUUGCUCCUCAGCAGCCCGAUGGCUCCGAGGUUUUGAUCGGGAAGCAGCAACGCGUCAUUGCACCGGACCAACCCGGCUGGGAUCGCGAAUUUGUCUCUGACAAGGAAGGGGCUAUUAAGUUUCUUCAAUCCGAUACAAGUCACUUUCCUGAAUUUAUACAAAACGCUGUCUCGUACAUUGAUCCUAAGAAAGUCAAUAAAUGGCCAUUCUUCAUCGUACCCAAGCUGGAGAAGUGGGCUUCAGAGACACGCCAGGUAAUUAUUGUUGGUGAUUCAGCUCAUGCCAUCCCUCCCUCUGCCGGACAAGGCAUCAACCAGGCUUUUGAAGACGUUUACAUUCUCGCCCUGAUACUUAGCCGUGAGAAGCGCAUCAAAAGUUUGCAAGAUGCACUGACUUUCUGGCAGAGUUAUCGUCAAGAGCGAGUUGAUAAAAUUUUGGAACUGAAUCAACAAAUCGAUCUGCGCCGCAUGCCUUCGAAUGAUAAGGUUGUCGGUGUGGAUAGUGGCGUUGUCAAAGCGGAAUUUGACCUCACCUGGCUAUACAAUCCUAACUUCCCGAAGGUUGUUAAUGAUUGGGUAUCUCAGCAGGAGUAAUAUGAUAGAUAUUAUUCAGUGAUGAGACUUUAUUAGAUUGAAGUCUAGAUUAUAGUAUUUUCGCUUAGGUUUCUUAAUCUCAUACUGCUUCUUCAUU
Messenger RNA from Talaromyces proteolyticus, 1515 nucleotides. RefSeq names its product putative salicylate hydroxylase. Gene Ontology annotation, molecular function: FAD binding. Bases 183 to 1418 code for a protein of 411 amino acids. NCBI's taxonomy places the organism in Eukaryota, Fungi, Ascomycota, Eurotiomycetes, Eurotiales, Trichocomaceae. The record is from RefSeq and is a predicted model, not a curated record. The transcript has a single exon. Gene Ontology annotation, biological process: secondary metabolite biosynthetic process.